AUGUUUAGCUCAAUCGUUCAUCACCCUUGCGAGAUCUCGCUCCACCUGGUCUCGCAAGACAUCUUUAUCCAUCCUCCACCGCCCAACACCGAGAUCCCAGGCGAUGACAAGACCCUUCGUGGUCUCGUCGAGAUCAAGUGCCCAAGCGAGCGUCACAUCCAAGGCGUAAAGGUAGUUCUUCAGGGUGUGCAGACGCUGGCCAUUCCCGAAAAUGCCUCGUCAUCCGCUUCCUCGAUCCGUUGGGAGGAAAAGGUCAUUAUGGAAAAGACGGUCGAGAUCAUGAACGAUGGCACAUCCGGCGCGAUCCCUGUCAGGCAAUCGCGCUCCAAGGGCAAGGAAGCAGAAAAGUCACACAAUUGCAACGUCUCGGAAGGCAUUCACCUCGAAAAGGGUAUCCACGGCUUCGAGUUUGCCUUUAUCAUUCCGGCUUCCACGCCACCAUUCGAGCGCAGCAAGCACGGCCGCGUUCGUUACAUCCUCACUGCAACCGCUCUGGGCGCUGGGCGUGCGCGCAACAACAUCUCAACCUGGAAGGAGAUCUUUAUCAUACUCCACGUGAAUUCCGACGGCGGCCCGGCACCUUUGGAUAUUCAGUAUCACGACGUUCACGAGGCAUUAGGUCCCCUUUCCGUCUCUCUUACCUCGGCAUCACUCACCGUCGGAGGCACCAUCAACCUGAAUCUUUACCAUCCCGACCCGCCCGCAGGACUCAACGUUCAUGUGAUCCGCGUUUUUCUCGAGCAAACCUUUGAGCUAUACAGCGAUGUACGAAAGGGCUGGCUCAAGCUACCGACCGAAAAGCUGCGUCUGUGGGAGAAAGGGUACAUGCCGUACAAGACCAAGCAGCACAACGAUGCUGCAGGCCCGCAAGACUCGAUCUGGAUCGGAGACAUGGACAACGACGGACCGGGUCGACCGGGCCGAGGAGCAGGUCCGGGACCAGCCAACCUCUCACCAUUUGGUCUGCCGCUCAACGGCUCGGUCUCGGCGCCGGUCACUCCAAUGGAGCCAGCAACGCCAUUGCAUUACGAGAACGGCUAUCGGAUCAAGUCGGUGGUCCGCUUGCCAGACGACAAUAUCCUACGUCCCAGCACCGUCCGAGGCUCGCGCGCCGAGAUCCGUGUCAGCCACGAAAUGGGUGCCGAAGUGUUUUUCUCGCGCAAGGAUGUGUUGGAUUUGCGGGAGAACAGCGAGAGCUAUGGCAAGCCCAAGGUGCAGGUGUUUUCGAUGCGUAGGGCUACCUCGAUCCCGUCGUGCUGCUGCACUUUUGAUACGAUUCAUCUGCCGCCUUACUCGUUCGAGUCGCCGGUCAACUCGAGACCGUCGUCUCCGACGCCGCCUUCGUCGCUGCGAAAUUCGCAUCCGGAACUCGAGCACUGGAAGCGCACGACGACGCUCAACAUGACGCUGCCCGGCUCGCGCGGGAGCUCUGCCUUUAACUCGGCAUUCAACUCGGCGGCCAACUCGCGAGCUGGUUCGCGCGACACUUCGCCCACGCGGCAUGGCGGGUUUGCUGCACACUUUGGCUCAGGCCGCAAGAGCCGCAACUCGAGUCCUACACGCAAUAACCGUGGCAGAUCAGGCAAUGGUCUGAGCAGUAUUGGUCUGCAUGCAUUGACUCCGGCGUCUGCGGGUCAUAUUGACCAGAACGGAAGCCAUCGCAAUCACGGCUAUGCAACGCCGCGCUCGCUUCCGGACAACGUUCCGUGGGCGGUCAGCUACCUUCCGGACCGUACUGGCACUUCGCAUGCCACCUGCAACUGUGGUCGCACCACGGAAGAGCUCACCGAGGCUGAACAGCGUCUGCUCGAAGGGGUGCCGACUGCCCCAGGUGCGUGGGUGGAAAACACGGAUGCUAACGUUCCUCCGCCGCCCUGGGCUCCUCCAUCGAGAGCAAGCAGUCCCAUCAGCGGAUGGCAUCACUACGAAGGGAAUGCCAGAGAAGGCUUCCGCCAUAGAGGCAAGCUCGCCGAAAUCGAUACUCCCUACGGCAGCCCUUCGGCUUAG
Messenger RNA from Mycosarcoma maydis (corn smut), 2007 nucleotides. RefSeq lists its product as uncharacterized. The transcript has a single exon. The record is from RefSeq and is a predicted model, not a curated record. Lineage: Eukaryota; Fungi; Basidiomycota; Ustilaginomycetes; Ustilaginales. Bases 1 to 2007 code for a protein of 668 amino acids.